GAAUGCUUUUAGAUCGAGUUAAGGCUCUUGAUUAAUAUUGAUAAAGCAAGCAUUUUUGUAACUAAAAUCUCAUUUAAUGGACUAAAUCUCUAAAACUGUAUAUAUUUAGAAAAUAGAUACCUAGGCUUCUCACAAAUUGAACGAAAAGUAUUGACACCAUCACAGUCUUUCACCAGAAAUCAAAAUGAAAAUUCGCCAUCACUUCUCGGUUUAUUUUCUUCUGGGCGUAAACAAAGAGUAGCUUCCCCUUUUAAGAGCUCUUUAUCCAAAAAAAUAGGAAAUUUUAAUAGUCAGGGUAAUCUCACAAAGAAAACAAGCAUUCUUAAGAAUCCGUCCUCCCUCGCUAACUCUCCUUCUGGCAAGAAGAGAGUGUGGUAUCAGGAUGGAUUUGAUGCUAACCAAAGACAAAUGUCUCUCUUAAAUGAAGCAAAGAUCAAGAUCAAAGCUCUCGCUGAUCUUAGUUCUAAUGAAGAAAUUGAAGAUGACAGUAUGGUUAGUAAAAAUCGGCUUCAGAAGAUCAAAGAGGCUAUUGAGAAUUCUGAAGUUUCAAAUUCACUGAAUAGCUCAAAAACAUCGACUACUUCUAUUCUCCCUACUCAGCAUGGAAAGUUCCUUAAGCGUACACAAAAGAUGUCUGCUAAGGAAAUCAAGAGGUUCAUUGAGAAGCAUAAGAAUGACCCAAACUUUCCAGAAAGUGCAUCGAAACGUGACGAAAUAAUAAAUGCCCAAAUAUCAGCAUUGCUAAAAUUAAGAGAGCCAAGGUCGCAACCAAAUAUCCCAAGACCUCCACAAAACAAAAUUAUGUCUCCGACAAAGAGAACUCAGACGAACCUGAGUAACAAAAAGCCACUUGGAUUUUCUUACCUAAAGAUGUUAGGGAGCAGUAAGGAUGAAAGAGGGCGGAGAAGGACUGAUUUCCAACCUCAGGUACCAUCAAGCCCUUUGAAUCUAUCUUUUUCAAACCAAAAGUCGAUCCAAAAAUCAACGGUGUCGUCUAAGAACCAGAGCUUCAGUUCGAAUCAUUCAAGAGGAACUUCUAAUUCGAAGAAGCAAUGGGCUAUUAACAAAGCUCUUGGCAAGAGUCCUAACUCAAAAGGCAUUAAGAUGCUGGGUGACAUCGGUAAGGGAAAUACGCUGGGAAAAGCCAUGAUGGGACAUCUCAAAUAAUUUCAUGGAAGAGAAAGACCAACACGAUAACCCCAUCGGUGCUGAAGAGGAAGCAAGUGGAAGUGAGAAGUAUGGGUAUUCAAGAGAAGAGUUUAGUGAGCCCCAAUCGCAUAUUUUGAGCUAUGAGAGUAAAGUAGACCACCUUGAAAACCUUGGCAAAGCUCCUGUGAUUGAUAUUGAUGCUGAGAUCAACAGAGAUAAAGAGCUACGCAAGCAGAUGAUUUAUAUGAAAUAUAAACAAAGGAAUGAAAAUAUUCGGGAAAACGCUAAAUAUCGACCUGGAAAAUUGAAGAAUUAUUUUGGUACUUACUCUCAAAAAUAAGGUGAGGAAACCGAAAAACAAGAAUUUCGACUACACUCAAAACUUCACACCUUAUCAUUCCAAAAUUCUGGUGCUAAAACCAUCAAUCAAGAACCCUGGUAGGACUAAGAAGGAGCGAAAAGCUGCUGAGAACUUUCAAGAAAGGAAAAAUCCAGUGAUUCUUCAAAAAGAGUUCUACUUCACUGACAAAAUACUGCAUAAUAAGACUAGUGACCGUCUAGCACAUCUAAAAGGCGGGCUAUGAUCUCUCCUCGAGACAGGCUCUACUCAAGACUAUAAUGAUAAAUUCUUUUAA
This is a messenger RNA of Moneuplotes crassus, 1784 nucleotides long. The record is from the annotation of a GenBank genome assembly. Lineage: Eukaryota; Ciliophora; Spirotrichea; Euplotida; Euplotidae.